Culex pipiens pallens (northern house mosquito) is the source of this 3690-nucleotide messenger RNA. RefSeq lists its product as uncharacterized. The transcript is spliced from 4 exons. Lineage: Eukaryota; Metazoa; Arthropoda; Insecta; Diptera; Culicidae. The record is from RefSeq and is a predicted model, not a curated record. The coding region runs from base 802 to 3543 and encodes 913 amino acids.
AAGUUUAAGCCAAUCCAAGCUAAACCAACUCCUACUCCAACUCCAGCGUCGACUGUGGGCUACGACGACCGAGCCAGUAACCAUCGAACGGUAGGGCCCCCAAAGUCGGGAUCGAGUGUCUCCGUGUCCGGUUGUUGUCGUACUCGGUGUGUCUUCCCCCCUAACUCGAGUGUAUAGAUUGAGCUUAUGCUGUGACUGUCGAAGAAGAACCGAAGAAGUUCAGCGCAGGUCGCGUGGGUGACGUGACUUGUGCCAAAACUUUCUUUAGAGCUCGAUGCGUACUACGACGAUCGCUUCCGCUGAAACAGGAGACUAACGCUUCCGGUCGAUGGGGCGAGACUUCCGAAUGUCUUGAAGACUGCUGCUGCUGUCGUUCGAUUGCUUAGUCAGUCAGCGAUUGACAUCGAAGUUGGGAGUUCUGCGCGGUGUUGCAGUUGCUUAAGCUGUGUGUAACAAUUUCAUUACCAAAGUAUUUAAACCAAAGAUAAUCGUGAGGAAGAUCUGAUGCAGUUGGGAUUAACAUAACGCAGAAGAAGGAAAAUGAAUUCAACUUUAUCACCCUAAUAAUUAAUUUAUAUGUGUUUUCGAGGUGUGAAACUGUGCCGCGUGAAGAAGAAUGACCCCCUCAAAACUUCGUGGGUCAAGUGUUGAGAAAAAACAGAGCGCACUAAUAAUAUAAUAAGUGAGAGAAACGUAUAAAUUAUUCCAGAAUUUAUUUGUGCUAUUCUGGUGCGUUUGGGUGCAGCCGUCAGUUUGUGUUUUUAUGGUUGGAUUAAGGAAAGGGACUGGCGCGAACGGAUCAUGUUUUCCCGGCUGUGUAAGAACAGCAUUUUUCCCAGCGGAAGUGGAGGUGGCGGUAACAGCAGCAGCAGCAGCAGCGGUGCAUCAGGAGCGUCCACUGCAGCAUCCUCAACGGCAGCCGGAUCGUCGCCUUCCGAGCCCGUGUCCUCAUCGGCAGCAGCUGCUGCCACCACGACAACAACUGCAUCUUCAUCGUCAUCCCGGCGUCAUUUGAACCUCCCACUGCUGCCCGUGUUGCCACCGCGAUCGGCCACCCAGAUAAGGCCAGAACCUCCCCCGCCGUACUGGGCCCACUAUCAGCAUCGAGUCGUUCCGGCGGCGGUGGUCCACCCCCCGAUUCCGUUAGCCCGAUCGUCUAGCACAAGCAGCAGUAGCAGUUCGUCCGCGGGGGUCAACGCGUCAAGCAAUGCACACCGGUUGCGUGGCCCGGCGGCAGUUUACGGAGGAGGCGUCGGCGCAGAAGGUUAUCAACGUGCAGUAACGUUGGAACGGGGCAGAGCCACGCAUCGGUACAAUAUUGCACACCAGCAGCAGCAGCACCAGCAGCGUCAGCGGAUCAAAGAGUACUUGUUGAGCCAAGAUGCAUUUUGUCCGGAUUUGGUACGUAAUUGCAAGAUUACCGCAGACCCGCAAUCCGGCCGAAACUCCCCCGAGCCUGUGCCGAGCACCAGCCAGCAGCCUCAGAACAACAACCAACCACGCACUCCCGACCAGGACCAGGACGUCUACGUAGAGAUCGAAGAACUGAACCAAAGUGUAGCCGCAGUCCAGCUUGCGACCCCAGAAAAGCCACAACCACCGACCUCAACCCCCAGCUCGACCACCGUCGUCUGCGGUGAUAUGGGUCAAAACCUGAGCAUCCGAAGGCCGAAGAUAUCACUCACGUGGGUCCUCCGUGAACAGCAGCAGCAACAACAGUCUCAACAGCAGCAACUUCAUCAAAACCAGUCUGCCAACGACCGGCGACCACCGCAAAUCAACGGGAAUUAUCUGCAACCGAGUUCCCAAUCACGGCGCGCAUCUCCGGUAAAGACAACAGCCGUUGCACCUGUACCACCACCACCUGCACCGUCAUCCGGAUCGUCCAACGGCGCAGCAGUCCCAGCCCGGAAGAAAUCCCGCACACGCAGCAAGGAGCGACUGUUCAGCGAAAAGUACGUCAGCGAUAACAAUCUGACCGAGUACGGCUACAAUGAGAAGCUCAAGGCAGUUCACGGUGGCCCGAACGGAGGAGCCUCGGCACCGGCCUCGACCGAGCAUCACGGUAGCAACGGCCACCACCAUCAUAAUGGUGUUUAUCGUAAAAGCAAUCGCAGCUAUCGAAAGAACAGCGAUCGCCUCAAGAAAAAGGAACGCACCCUGGUAUAUCCAAGUCUCGUCCAAAGCGAAACCGUCGACAUUCUGCUCAACAACAACAACAGUAUUAUCAUCAACCUGAAUCAGGAAGAACAGCAGCAACUGCUCAAGGAAAAGUCCCUGAAAAACACCUACUCAGAACCAUCCCUCUACACGACCGUGUCGGAGCCGUCCUCGUCGAAGAACCGCCACCGGCAUCGACGCCGCCGCGAACGGUACCACCGGUCCGCCUCCCAGCGGUUCGGGUACGAAAUCCAGAACGUCGACGAAUUCCUCUCCAAGUGUUCCCUGUCCUCGCCCGGGAACAUUCCGGUGGUGCUCGCGGCGGCCGCUACCCUCUACCAAACCCGGCCCGGUAGCUACCAGAUCGAGAUCCCGCUGCCGCUGGGGAUGGUCGUCAACGCCGUGUUCAAGAACCAAAACUGGCUGUACGUACAAACGCCCCACGCCGAGGAAGGCUACGUCGCGUACGAGACGUGUCUGCCGCUGGGCAUUCUGCCACCAAACCAAAGAUCAAGCUCAACCUCCAAGCCAACGCCGUGCUGGGAGUCAAACAAGGACGUGUUCCCACGACCCAGUGGUAACCUCACCGACAGCGAGAAGGAAAUCCAACAGCUACGCGGCGGCAGCAACACUGCCACCGGAGCCGGUACCCGUUCCGAGGGUCGUCGCACUCCCCGCCUCAAACGUAACGGAACCAGCAGUCGCAGCGUGGCCUCGGUAGCGUGCAGCAGCGAGAAAAACCUGGACUCGCUGUACCUUCGCGUAGCGAACCAACCCAAAUCCGCCGAUUCCCAGUCACAAUUUGCUCAACUCAAGCUCACGCCCAAGGUGCUCAACGGCAAGUCCGCGGCCGCAGCUGCCACGGCCAAACUGGACAAGGUGCUAAACAUGGACCAGUUGGACAAACUGCCCUCCAACGGGGACUACAUUCAGCUGCACAAACCGAUGCAACAUAAUCCACAACACCAGCAGCAGAAUCCGUUCCACCAUCAUCACCACCACAAGAUUCUGGUGAAGAGCGGAAGCGGCGGAAGUGGCCACUCGGCCAGCAGUGUCCUCAACGGGGGACACUACCAUAAGACUGUCAACAACGUUAGCUAUAGUAACUCCAACACCGCCGCCGCCGCCAAGACGACCACGAACGGAAGUGCAAACCUGCGAACCUCGGCCACGACGGCCGUCCGGCAGACUCUGCUGGCCAUCACCGACAGCUACAGUUCGGAGGCGGUCAGCGUGCAAAAGGGCGACGUGGUCACACUGCUCGCCUGCAAAGAGUACCAGGAAAAGGGACUGAAAAACUACAAACAGUGGUUCUUUGUGCGCACCCGAGACGGUCACGAAGGUUACAUUCCGGCGGAGGCGGCCGGGCAUGGGUUUUUGUAAUCAGUUAAAAAUAAUCUGUUAAUCGUAGCGAUGUGUAAAUAGUUAGUUGAUGUUCUCGUGCAAAAAAAAGCUAGACGCGUUAUUUGUUCAUAACCAAAUGAUAUUUAAACUAUCGUGUGAAGAAUAAAAAGUUUAAAACAUUAAAAA